AUGUUAGCAAGAAGGAAACAACAACCAGAAGGAAGUAUCGACGUAUAUUUACAAGCUUUGAAACUACUUUCUAAAGAUUGUGACUUUGCGGCUGUUAAUGCAAAAUCAAACAAAAACGAUAGCGUGCGUAAUGCUUUCAUAUCCGGUAUAUCAUCGCAUAAAAUCAGACAAAGGCUUUUAGAAAACUUAAAUCUAACACUUGAUCAAGCUUACAACCUAGCACUCUCUCUAGAAACUGCAGAGAUCAACUCUCAAAGCUUCCAUACUGUGUCUUUAAAUGCCGUUGAAGAAGAACCUAAAUUAGUCUGUCCUAAAUCACAAACUGUGCACGACGAGACCUGCUCUUCUGUUAAUAAUCCUCGACGACGAAAAUGUUUCUUUUGUGGGGGACAAAUACAUCCUCGUAAGAACUGCUCUGCAUUUGAAAAGUCUUGGCAAAGCUUGAAAAUUGGAAAUCAUAAAUAUGAUAAUGUGAAUCUUCUUAUCGUGAAAAAUCUUGGGUUGGACUCCUAAAUAAUUAGUAUCGUCAAAAAAGUGCGAUGGUAUUCAAAACUGUUACCGCCAAAACAUCCACUUCAAGUAUGUAACGUAGCCGAAGCAUCAGUACCAGCUGUACCGCUUUUUGCAAAUGUAUCUCCCAACUGCAAACCUAUUGCUAUUUAGUCUCGAAGGCACAGCAAAGAGGAAAGGAAUUUUUACAUGUUCGAGGUAUUGCCACUAGUAGAACUACAGCUUAUAACCCUCAAGGUAAUGGUCAAAUAG
This is a messenger RNA of Pieris napi, 762 nucleotides long. RefSeq lists its product as uncharacterized. The record is from RefSeq and is a predicted model, not a curated record. Lineage: Eukaryota; Metazoa; Arthropoda; Insecta; Lepidoptera; Pieridae. The transcript has 5 exons.